AUGGCGGAAGGGUGAGCGUAACUGGUAUCGCUGGGAGUGGUGCCUUUGCGACUGGGGUGGGGGAGACCUGGGGGCGAAUGAGGAGGAGGGGCGGGAGGUUGUGCCAGAGCUCCGCCUCGGGACCCCUGGACUGAUUAGGCAGGAAAGAGUACCGCUGGUAAUGCAUAGAGUGCGUUCCUUUGGCCCUGAGUUAGUGUUGUUGGCCCCGCCCCCUCCCUCUUGAGUCUGGGCACUCUUGUUUUGUAGAGGCAGCCCUGGCGGUGGUCGCGAAGCCUGAAGAUGAGGUGUGGGUUUUUCAGGGGAACAGGUUGCGGAGGAGAAAGGUAGGAUUGUACUGUAUAGUAUGGGGGGGUGGCCAGUUUAGGAUUGCUUGGGGGUAGGGCAGCGUUGGCUAUAUUGGGAAGAGAUCUAGGAAUUCGGGGUUAAUAGUGCGGUGAGGCCUCAGAAUUGUCAAAGUGGGCAUAUCUGGGGACAACUGGAAAAGAGGGUCCUGAAAAACAUCUGCUUUAUUACAGCACCUCAAAUGAUGUGUUUGGAUGUGUGGGACUUGGGUUCAGACUCUCUGGCAGCCUUGGGUAAGCCACUGUGUUGCAGUCUGGCCCGUUUUGUAGGUCUGUUGUUAAUAUAUGAGAUUAUUCAUCACUGACUCGCUUUACCUUUCUUGCCAUGUGCAUCUGUUGAGCUGCCUUGUAAGGUAGUGCCUUAGUGUCAGAGAUGGUGGGGGCAUGCAGAUUGAAGUGCAGUUGAUUGCUAUGCAGGGGGUUUAAUGGUUUGAGGAAGGCUUUGAAUCAAAGGUUGCUUGGCCAAGCCCUGCUCUUAGACCACUUGUAUAGUCAUUUAUAUACAGAACUCUAAAGUAGCACUAGAAUAUGUUUGUGGUUAUAGUGUGUUCCAUGAUGAUGUAUUAAUUGUGGCAAACUAAAAAGGCUGUGUGGGAGGAGGGAACCAGUAAAUCCACAUUCUUUCACUACUCCCCAAACUAAAUUAUAUGAUUUAAACAGGUGGCAUAGAAGCCUCUAAUUCACUUGUAUGUCUUUGAGACUGUGUGCUGUAAAAGCCUGAGUGAUUAUUUUGUUCAUACCCUUUUUCAUAGAUUUCUAGUAAAUACUGUAGGAGGCUUGAGUUUGUAUUACAUUUUUUGCAUUGUUCACAUCAUGUUGUAGGAGUUCAAUAAUAUUCCCUUAAACUUAAAUAAGUAUUUAAAUACCUGCUAAGUUGUUAAAGUGCUUUCUAUCUUGGUUGUAAUUGGUUAUUUUGGGAGGUAAUGUUGAGAAAGGGCAAAAGAGAGAGAAGACAGGAGGUGAUGUGUAACAAUUCAUGAGAAAAAUGGGAGCCUUGGUCUGCAGUAGUGCUUGAAAGUGUCGCACAAGUUUUGAAAUCUUUGGAACGUGUGCCUAAGAAUUUAAAUUAUUAUUCUACUUGUGGCAGGAGGAGGCCAAGCCAAGGACACAAGUGUAGUACCGUACUGAUUUUAAGGUGUUUCUGCAUUGGCUCCUGAAAGGGAAGGUCCUGAACUGGGGUUGGAAAAAGAUUCUGUUAACAUUUCAUAGAAAUAAAAGCUGCCGUUGUAGGAUUUGCUGCAGUAGCUGACUGUUCUGCAUUCUUUGUCUUGAGUUUAUUAUGUAAAAUUCCCAAUUUCAGCUUCAUAUGUUUGUCCUGUAAUAGGGAAGAUGGAGGCUGGUGGAGGAGCUGGCUACAGCAAAGCCUUCAGACAGUCAAAGAUAAGGUAGGUGGGUUUGCUUUUUGUCCACUGGUAAACUAGAGAGAGAGGUAAGGUAAAGGUACCCCUGCCCGUAUGGGCCAGUCUUGCCAGACUCUAGGGUUGUGCGCUCAUUUCACUCUAUAGGCCGGGAGCCAGCGCUGUCCGCAGACACUUCCGGGUCACGUGGCCAGCGUGACAAGCUGCAUCUGGCGAGCCAGCGCAGCACACGGAACGCCGUUUACCUUCCCGCUGGUAAGCGGUCCCUAUUUAUCUACUUGCACCCGGAGGUGCUUUCGAACUGCUAGGUUGGCAGGCGCUGGGACCGAACGACGGGAGCGCACCCCGCCACGGGGAUUCGAACCGCCGACCAUGCGAUCGGCAAGUCCUAGGCGCUGAGGUUUUACCCACAGCGCCACCCGCGCUUAGAGAGAGAGAGGAUGUCAAAAAGACACAGCUCAAACUCUGAUAUUUGGCCAUGCUGCCUGAGGCUGGUGGGAGUCCAUCAUGGUCUGGGGGUAUCAAGUUGGCUAUUUCUGAAUUAAUGACUGAUGACUCCCUUUGUAAGAAAAACCUCUUUGCUUAUUAUACUACUUAGUAUUAGGUGCCAAUGAAAGGCCAUGAUCUUUGUGCCCCAGCUUAUGAGCCUUUCUCAGGCACCUGCUUGCUAGCUGUUGGAAAUGAAAUACUGAACUAGUCCUGCCUUCCCCAACCUGGUAUUCUCCAACUGUUUUGGACUACAGCUCAGUCCCACACAGCAUGGCUGUAGGAUCUUGAGGAUGAUGGGAGUUGUAGUUAAAAGCAGCUGGAGGACCCCAGGUUGGGGAAGGCUGAACUAGAUGGACCCACCUUGGCCUGAGCUGCCAGGGUAAUACUUUGGUUCAUUGGAGUAGCAUUCACAUCUCACAGUCACGCUUCAUGUAUCUGUUAUUGGAUUUAAAAAUGCUUGUUUUGGGAUCAGUUGUGAACAUGCUGCUGAAGCCACGUGAGGUGAUUGGAACAAAAGCUGUCAGGUGCUUAUUGUUUUGGAUGUAUGAAUUCUGUUUUCUCCUCCUGAUGGCCACACUCUUAGAUUGAUAAACACUUGGUGUUCUUUGAUUGUUAACCCCCAACCCAGGCUAACUACCACACUCAUUAGAAAUUCAGCCACAGUGUACCCAACAAUAAGUAUAUUCUCCUCUCACUCUGUUGCAGUCCACAGAGGCCUUGGAGUUCAUGAAACGUGACCUGACCGAGUUCACGCAAGUGGUCCAGCAUGACACAGCCUGCACCAUUGCUGCCACUGCCAGUGUGGUCAAGGAGAAGCUGGCUGUGAGUGGGCAUCGAAAACAAAAAUGGAGGGAGAGGCAGGGGCAGGAAUGCAUGUCAUUGGGAAGGUCUGGCAGGUUUUCAUUUGUGUUUGCCAUUUCCCUCUCUCCACAACUUUUUUCAUUAUUCUCUUUGUUGAUUUGGUGUAUCAAGCCCAAAGCAAUCCUAGGCUUUGUGGGAUACUGCCCACUCUGGUUCUUCUGCCUUAGAUUAAUUUUCAUUGUGAAUUUCUUUGUUUUUGUAAAGACGGAAAGUUCCUCGGGUGCGACAGAGAAAGUGAGAAAAGGGCUCUCCAACUUCCUGGGUGUUAUCUCCGACACAUUUGCACCUUCACCAGAUAUGACCAUUGACUGUGACGUCAUAACCUUGAUGGCGACCCCUUCUGGAACAACAGAGUUAUACGACAGUGCCAAGGUGCCUCCAGCCUCUACCCCCAAAAGGUGGCUUCUGUCCCCGCCAUUAAUGUCUUGUGCUCAUAUGCUUCUCCCUGUCUGUCCCCUUCCAGGCUCGGCUGUACAGCCUUCAGUCUGACCCAGCCACCUAUUGCAAUGAACCUGAUGGUAAGUUGGGGGCUGAUUUGGACUGAAAAACCCCACAGUCAGGGAAGUGUUUGGGUGAACUAUCUACCUGGAGGGUGACUGAAGUCCACAACAUGCUGUUUGCUUUCAUAAAGCAAAACCUGAUGGGAUGGCCCAAAUUUUGAAAUGCAGGCCUUGCUAAAAGAAAAAGUAACUUCUAGGUUUGGGGGCUGCAGUAGAAAGGUCUGAAGGAGGUAGGGUGACAGGUUGGGGAUUGGUGCAUGAUGCAGUGGAAGCGUUAUUCUUCAUCAUGGGAGGCUAUUCUCAGAAUUCCUGCUCAGCCACAGGUGGCCUCUGGCAAGUUAGACUUUUUGCAGAUAAUGAGAGAGGGUUUCAAGGUACCUGCUUCUCAUGAAAGCCAAGUUGCACCUUCCCCUCCCCUCUCCUGCUGCUUUCCCCCACUCUCUGCCACUCCCUCUAUCCUCACAGUCUUUUGUACCAGACUGGCAAGGGUGAAGCUACUCUGCCACCUUCAUAGCCUGGAGAGGCAACCAGGAUAGUUUUGCACUCCACUUUCCAGCCAUUAGUGGCUGCACACACAUGCUGGUCUUUUAAGGUCAGAAGAGUCAGUUCUGGCAGGCUGAGACCCUGCCUGCAAUAUAGGCGUGUGGGCAGAAACCAUGGAAACUUGAGCCUAAGAACAGUGUAAUGCAGGGGUGUAGAAGCCUUUUAGGCUAGCUAGCCCAUAUCCUUAUCACCCCAGCCCUGGAGGGCCAUCUUGAACCCCCUAGAUGGACAAGAUUGGCCCACAGUCCAGAGGUUUUACAUCCAUGGCAUAGCCUGACCUCUGCCAUCUGCAGAGUGCCUUAAGAAAGGGCAGGAAUUGUAAACAAAUGUGUGGGAAGUCUCCUGGUGGAUGCCUGCCUGCCAAACCUGCUUUGGGGAUGCCAGCUUGGAGUGUUAAACCUACAUACAGGUGGAGGGUGGGGAGGCAUUUUGUGAAAUUAGUUGAAUCUAUGUAUUGUUGUUGUUUCAUUUGUUCCUUGUCUUAGCCAAAAAAUCUCAAGAUGAUUAAUAAUAAAGAAUACAAUACAAAUUCCAAAAUUAUAUAGGAGAUUCAAAGCACUGAAAGUGAUCAUACUUAAUAAUUUAAGAUAUAGAGGAUUUAAAUAAUCUUGGAAGAAUAUAGAUACGUUAUUUCUACCAUAUGUUUAUGUUUUAUACCUAUGCUAUCUUUUUUCUAUUAGUUUAUGUAUGACUGUAACCUAGUAUGUGUUGAAGAUGAGAUAUAGCAGAAAAGCAUGCAUAUAUAUAUGUGUGUGUGUGUGUGUGUGUGUGUAAUAUAUAUAUAUGUGUGUGUGUGUGUGUGUGUGUACAUACAUAUAUAUGUAUAUGUAUAUGAAUAUGUAUAUAAAAGUAAAAUGGCCAGAGCAGCAAGAAAAGGAGAGGGGGGGAAAUAAUCAUUAUAUAUUUGGGGAAAGAGGCAAGUCUUUAACUGGUGCCAAUAUGAUGUUGAUGUAGGUGUCAGGCAAGUUUCUUUGGGAAGAGAAUUCUGCUGAAGAGGUCCCUUCGUGCCUACUGUUUCUUUGUUUUUCUUGUAUCAUUUACACACACACACAGCCGAAUACUAUCUUGGUGAUGCAAUGUCAUUGUACUGGAGUAAUUUCCCUGUGGGGGGUAUUAAUUUUAUUUACAAAAGAAUGACAAAGCAAAGGAAUGAUAAUGGUUAGGAAAAUCACCCCUCUUCUUUCUAUAACACUAUAAUUUGGGAUGACCCAAUUUGAUUUGGUGGUAGGUUCAGGAAAGGUAAAAGGAAUCAGCAGUUUUACACAAGGUAUAAUUAACUUUUGAGAUUUACUGUCGCUAAACAUGGGGUACCUAUAUUGUAAAGGGCUUUAAAGAAAAGGAUUGAACAAAUUCAUGGUUGCAUGAUCUCUCAACAGCAUUGAGGCCAAAUGAACAUAGUUAAAGGAACUUUUCGUGUGCAGAGGCGCUGCUUAUAUUAUGGGGAUGGGGCCAAAGGGGGGCUGCCCCUUUUACUUUUUGUCAUGGCACCCUUAGGUACUGUCUUCAGAAAGCAUAUUCCACUAAAGCCAGGAAGGUGUGGAUGUGUCAAUGUCCAGACCUUGAGAAUUUCAAUGUGUCUAAUCUUCCAACCCCCACCCUCCAUUUGAGCUCUCUGUGAUAUAUCUCUGUCUAUAAGCCUCUCUCAAAUAGCAGACUUACUGAAAUCAAGGCUUCUCAUCCACGGCUAUAGUUCCACAGUUAAGCAGGCUGUGCUUUAUCUCUUAGUCCAUGUCACUUCGUUUACACUGCCAAAGUAGCUUUAUCUCACAAGCAGCAGUGUGGCAGGAAUCCCGUUGUCAUAAUCACACACAGCACAGCAUACAUUACAGGAAAAACAAGUUAACGUAAUUUUCACCACUGCCUCCUUGAGCGACUGCAGUCUGUCAUGGUGUAGCGCUGGUUUUGGUUUGUUAUCCAACAAACUUUGGCCAUUUAAGAACAUAAGAGCCUGCUGGAUCAGGCCAGUUGCCCAUCUGAUGUGGCAUCUUGUUCUCACAGUGACAAAACAGAUGGCUGUAGGAAGCAUACAAGGAUGACAGACUUGAGUGCAACAGCACUCUCCCCUCCAGUGUUUUCCAGUAACUGGUAUUCAGAAGUAUACUGCCUCCAGCAGUGGAGUAGAACAUGGCCCUCUUGGUUAGUAGCUGUUGUGGGCUUUAUCCAUGAAUUUGUGUGAUCCUCUUUUAAAGCCAUCCAAGAGCCAUCACUGCCUCUUGGGGGAGCAAAUUUUAUAUAUGCUUUUUGGAAAAGUACUUUUGUUUCUCCUGAAUCUUCUAACAUUCAGCUUCAUCAAAGGUCCCUGAGUUCUAGUGUUAUGAGAGAGGGUCAAAAACCUUUCUCUGUCCACUUUCUGCACACCAUGCAUAAUUUUGUUAUUUAUUUAUUAGAUUUGUGUACGGCCCUUCCUCUGAAGGUCACAGGGCAGUUCGUAACACGAUACAAAGUGAAAACGCAAAAUACAUAAUACAACCAACAAACACGUUUAAAAAGUUAUAGAAUGAUAAUCAGCCAAAUGCCUAGUUGAAGAGAAAUGUUUUUACCUGGCACCUAAAGAUAAUGUAAUGAAGGUGCCAGGCAAACCUCCUUAGAGAGGGCAUUCCAGAAACAGGGAGCCAUGACAGUAAGGCCCAUGCUCAUGUUGCUACCUUCCAGAUUUCUUUAACAAUACUUUCCACCAGUCUUCCUGGGAAAGAUGUUAAGCUAACCAGACUGCAAUUUUCCAGGAUCCCCCUUGGUUCCCAUUUCAAAAAUUGUUGUUACGUUGGUCACUUUCUAGUCCUCGGGUAUGGAAGCUGAUUGUACCACUUCCACUGUGAUAUGGUGGUGUUCUUCUAUCCUCUGCAGUGUUGGUUUCUAUUUCCCUCACUGAGCAGCAACUGCAGUCACAAGACAUUGUUUUACAUUCCACAGUCUGUACUGUUGGAGUUUCUCACGGGAAAGGGAGACUGGAUGUGACGUACACUGGUUUCCUGUUUUUUCACUGUGUGAUUCUCUCCAAGCUGUCGAGGAGAGAGGAUGCAUUUCUCUGCUCCUGCAGAGGCAAGAUGUCUUUCUGUAAUAUACCAGCUUUGAACUGUAAAUAAAGCAAUAUAGCAAUAUAGAGUAUGUAUCACGUAUUCCUCAUCCUUCCGCUGGGCACGACAGACUCUGCUUAAAUCAACACGUGGUUAUGGACUCCAGAGGUCGAAUCGGAGUGCCGGCAAAGGAUCGGAAUGCAGAGGGACGGAUCGGAAAGGAAUCUGCUCUGCGCGUAGAAGUGAUUGAUGAGGUAUGUGCUACUGCUCCGGGCAGCCUGCCAGCUUCAAGUUAAUGGCUUUAUGGCUGGACUUUGAACUUUUAAAGCCGGUUUUGCUGGGAAUAGGCAAAAGGCUCCCAGGCACAAGUCACUAUGCUGGGGAAAUCGAAAGUAACUUUUAAGUGUGCCUUUGUAAUCAAGCAGCUGCAGCAGUGACGCAGCAAGAUUUAAAGCAGCAAAUGACGCUGAAGGCUAAUGCCAGAGUCAUGAUGGCCCUUCAGGAUGCUUGUGGGAUUCCUAAGCUCAACAAGAAAAAUUAUAGCGACUGGGUUCAGUAUGCAGAGGCAAUUCUGCGGAAAGAGGUUUGUUUGAGGUGAUUACAGGAACCCCCCCAGUUCCAGUUACAGAUGCAUGGCAAGCUAAGGAUUCCAAAGCAAGGGGAACUCUUACAUUGAUAGUAUCCCCAGAAGAGCUCUGUCUAUUGCGUGAUAAGACCUCAGCCAGAGAAGUUUGGGACGCUCUGAGAGAGGCUCACUUAAGGACAGAAGCUGGAUCAACUAUGUUUUACUUUAACAAGCUGCAUAAUAUGGCUCUUGCUGAAGGUGGAGAUGUGCGUUUACAUCUGAUGCAGAUGCAAAAUCUCAGACAUGAGCUGCAACAGAGAGGACUCAACUUUCCAGAGGCUGUGUAUUCUUUCAUGAUACUACAAUCUUUGGGUUCAGGUUGGGAGUCUGUUGCAACCCAGAUUGCUGUGCAACCAACUGCUCAGCUGACAGUGGACUUUGUUACUGCCGUGAUUUUAAAUGAAGCAGAUCGCCGGGGUGCUAGCUGCUUGGGCACGGGGGAGUCUUCACAGACGUCAUCCCAUAGUGCAGUGGAACCACCAGAUGGCGCCAGAGCUUUGAAGGCAGUGAAAUGCUACUCGUGUGGACGUCUAGGCCAUAUGAAGAGGGAAUGCAGACAUCCCAGGGCCAAGACAGAGCAGCGCAGCGAAGCUCAUUGCGCGGAAAAGGCCGAGGCAAAGGCAAAGGUCCGGUGUCUAGGACAACGCAGCACAAGGCUAUGGUUUCACGCUUCACUCCAAAGGUUGCAGAGGUCCAGAAGACGUCUAGAUCUUUCUUCGUUGUUGAUUCAGCGGCCACCCACCACAUGUGCAACGAUAAGAAACUGUUUGUGUCUUUUACACCGCAGGAAGGUGCGAUUCACCAGGCGGAUGACCACACUAUUCCUAGUAAAGGCUACGGAACUGUUGUUCUUCACAGUUUGGACUUAUCGAUACAGAAUGUGCUUUACGUGCCAGAAGCCAAACAUAAUCUGCUCAGCGUUGGACAGCUGAAUGAGUGGAACAUUGACGUUUCCUUCAAGAACAAGAAGUGCAUCAUCACAAAGAAAAAUGAUUAUGUAUUGCAUGCAGAAUAUGUUGAUCAUUUGUUUGUUUUGUAUUAUGAUGAUGUGGUGCAGGAUGACACUUGUUGCAUUGCAGGUUCUAACAAAAGUUUGCAUGCAGAAUGUAUUCACGAUUUUCAUCGAAAAUUUGGUCAUUUGCAUUUUGAGGCAGUAUCUAAAAUGCCUGCCUUGGUUGAAGGUAUGACAAUUAAACCCUGCAGGUACCACAUGAAGUGCAAAGCAUGCGCAGCAAACAAGGUGAAAAUGGCUGCGAAAGGUAAGGUGUCUAGUAGGAAAGCUACAGAACCAUACCAGGUUGUUCAUGCUGAUUUGGUUGGACCACUAACGCCCUCUUUGGGUGGAAAUAGAUACUUCAUGGUUCUCAUUGAUGCAUUUUCUAGAUAUAUUUUUGUGUACAAUCUCAAGCAGAAAUCGGAGGCUUUUCCUAGGUUCAAGGAAUUCUGUGCUUGGUUGGGAAAUGUGCAUGGUAAGAAGAUAAAGACUCUUUUCAGUGAUCGCGGGGGGGAAUUCACUUCUCAGCAGUUUGAAGCUUUUCUGACUGAGAAAGGAAUUCAACACGAUUUGUCUAGUCCUCGCUCGCCAUGGCAGAAUGGACUUGCGGAACGGGCAAAUCAGACAUUGCUUCAAGGAUUAAAAACCUUGCUGCAUGAUGCCAAUCUUCCAGAGAGUUAUUGGGCCGAAUCUCUCUCGUGUUUUGUUUACAGUUACAAUCGCAGGCUAUCUUCAGCGAUUGGUUGUACCCCCUAUGAGAAGAUGUUUGGCAAGAAGCCAUACAUCAAACACAUGAAGAUUUUUGGUUCUGACAUGUGGGUUCGCUCACCACAAAACUCCAAGUUAGACAAGCGUGGAUUGCAUGGUAUCUUUCUAGGUUAUCAGAAAGGGUCUUACAGAAUAAUGAUGACUGACUCUAAGACAAUUAAGCUCACGAGAAGUGUUGAGUACAAUGCAAAGUGGGGGGGAAUGUGGGACUGGUCCAAUGUUAUCCUGAUGACGGUGAUGAGACUGAGGAUAGUCAAAAGCAACCACAACAACCCACACCCACAGAUGAAGGUUCUGAGUCUGAAUCUGAAACUGAAUCGGGUGAUUCAGAGGAUUUCAAGAGUGCGAAAGCCUCUAUGCGACCCUCUGAAAGCUCUGAUCAAGAAUUGGAGGAACCAUUGUUCACAAUAGGUCGUUUUUCUCCUAAGAAGGAAGAGGAGAGUGUUGAAGACUUAAGGCUAAUUCGUAGGUCACAGAGAGCCACAAAAGGCAAACCUCCAAAGAGAUUUGCUGAUGAGUUUGCUACGAUAGCAGUAACAGCUGUUAAAAGCUCCAAGAAGGUAUUUGAACCUUCAAGUUUCCAAGAAAUCCAGGGUUUGGAUUCGAAGGAAGCUGAGCCAUGGUUAAAUGCCAUGAAGGCUGAGCUUGAUUCCUUAGAAAGGAACAAAACAUGGGAGCUAGUUCCAGUAGUUCCAGGAAUGAAACUGCUUGGAAGCAAAUGGGUCUUCAAAGCGAAGACAGAUCAAAAUGGCAAGAUAGUCAGACACAAAGCCAGAUUGGUAGCCAGAGGUUUUGCACAGGUACCAGGUGAAGACUAUCACGAGACCUAUUCACCCACAGUGAGAUAUGAAAGCAUUAGGCUUAUGCUUAAGCUAGCUGCAGAGGAAAAUCUACACAUUAGUCACCAUGAUAUUAAUACAGCUUUUCUGUACGGAUCUCUAGAUGAAUCACUUUAUAUGCUUCCACCUGAUGGCGUACAGGUAAAACAGGGAUUUGUUUGUGCUCUGAAGAAAUCCCUUUAUGGUCUCAAACAAAGUGCACGGUGUUGGCACACAAAACUCACUGAAGUAUUGUUUUCUCUAGGUUUUCAGCAAGGGAAAGCUGAUCCAUGUGUAUUUGUCAAAGAGGAGGGGCAAAGAAACUGUACUGUUUGUUUUAUGUUGAUGAUUUAUUAUUCUUUUGGAAAGAUGUCGCAAUGUACAAUAACGCCCUAGCUCAACUGAAAGAGCACUUUGACAUGAAAGAUCUUGGUGAGGUAAACAACUACCUAUCUCUGGAAAUAGAGAGAGAUCAAGAUGGUAACAUUCUAGUACACCAGUCACGGAAAAUUGCUGAUGUGUUAAGCAAACUAAAUCUGAUGGAUGCUAACCCUGUAGACACACCGAUGACAACAGGUUAUCAGGUAGAUGACACUGAAGAAGCAUUUUCUGACACUACACUGUACAGGAGUGUGCUAGGCAAGCUAAACUUCAUUGCCAGAUGUUCAAGACCAGACAUUGCUGUUAGCUGUAAUUUGCUAAGCAGACAAGUCAACAAUCCUAGUGUCAAGGAUUGGAAAGCUCUGAAGCGCAUAGCGCGGUAUUUGAAAGGCACUAUGCAUUACAGACUGAGAUUUAACAAUCAGAAGUCUGGUGGUCUUGAGAUAUUUGCAGAUGCAAGUUUUGGAAGUGACGCUACAGACAGGAAAAGUACGUCUGGAGUUUGCUACAUGUACAAUCAGAGUCUGUUUGAUUGGUCAUGCAAGAAGCAAACAACAGUUAGCUUAAAUACUUGUGAAGCCGAACUGAAUGCACUGUCUUAUUCACUUAAGGAUUGUGAAUGGUUAGUACAAUUGUGCAAAGAUAUGAAAAUUCCUGUCAAAUGUCCAAUCCAGGUUUACCAGGACAACAAAGCAUGUUUGGCUUUGCUGAAGUCUGAAGGUUAUAAGCAAAGCACAAAGCACUUGCAAUUAAAGUUGCAGCAUGCUAGGGAAUGUAUUCAGAAGGGACUCAGUAACGGUGUCCUAUAUGCCAGGUAAUGAAAUUCCUGCUGAUGUAUUGUCCAAGAUUGUAUCAAGGGAUCAACACUGUACCUAUGUGCAGAAGUUGGGUUUGUACUGAUAUUGUGCAAACACGCUGCCCAGUGAUGUUCACAGAAAGGGGAGGAUGUUGGUUUCUAUUUCCCUCACUGAGCAGCAACUGCAGUCACAAGACAUUGUUUUACAUUCCACAGUCUGUACUGUUGGAGUUUCUCACGGGAAAGGGAGACUGGAUGUGACGUACACUGGUUUCCUGUUUUUUCACUGUGUGAUUCUCUCCAAGCUGUCGAGGAGAGAGGAUGCAUUUCUCUGCUCCUGCAGAGGCAAGAUGUCUUUCUGUAAUAUACCAGCUUUGAACUGUAAAUAAAGCAAUAUAGCAAUAUAGAGUAUGUAUCACGUAUUCCUCAUCCUUCCGCUGGGCACGACAGACUCUGCUACCUUCCAGAUUUCUUUAACAAUACUUUCCACCAGUCUUCCUGGGAAAGAUGUUAAGCUAACCAGACUGCAAUUUUCCAGGAUCCCCCUUGGUUCCCAUUUCAAAAAUUGGUGUUACGUUGGUCACUUUCUAGUCCUCGGGUAUGGAAGCUGAUUGUACCACUUCCACUGUGAUAUGGUGGUGUUUCUUCUAUCCUCUGCAGGACCCUCUCAGCUCUUUGAAGCCUGGCUAUUGCACUUCAACCUAGAGGAGAAGAAAGGGGAGAUCUCGGAGCUGCUGGUGAACAGCCCUUCCAUCCGCUCUCUCUACUCCAAGAUGGUAAGGUGGUGCAGUGUGGCUUAGUCCCUUGAUCUUCUGGGUCUUGUUUUCAAACAGUUGCUCUAGAAGUUAGUUGCUCACAUUUAUCUGUGGGGUGGUGCUGUUCUCUAUUCUGAAGGAAGAGGCAGGGCUCCAGAACAUGUCCAUUGCAAUUCCUGUGUAAUGCUUUUGAAUGCAGAAAAUUUGGUUCCUAACAGAAGAUUCUAGGGAGCAGCAGUGUCUUAAAAUCCUAGGGGUUUCUUCUCUUACAUCUUACAGACGUAAUCUCUCCACCCAUAAUUCCCUACACACAUUCAGCCAUGCAGUCUGUCUUAUUAGAGUCCCCCCAGUGGGAGGAGUCUCUGUAUAUGCAUGCAGGGCCUGUCUCACACUUGGUGUUGAUGGGGCUAUGGAGUGCAACCCCACAACUGCCUUGCUCUCCUGGGUGAACCUAUGAGGGGGUUUUGUGUACUCCCCUAAUGUGAUUCUGGUUUAAGACAACUGUAUCCACUGCAUCCCUGUUCAUCCUUCUGUUUCCUUCUAUUGACAUCAGGUGCCAGUGGCUGUGUCCCAUUCUGAAUUCUGGCAACGCUACUUCUACAAAGUCCAUCAGCUGGAGCAGGUGAGUUUGUAGAGGUUAUCUCUGGGAGCGACUGAGACAGAGUCAGUUUUUCUCCAUUGCAGGAUGCAGUAAGGGGCAACACAAGGGUGUUUGAAGGAGGGUGCAACAGUGUCUUUCCAGGACAGUCUUCUAAGUCACAUUUCCAGAGAGAGGCUCUAAGUUCAGGGAAAGAUGCUUAUAGGCCUUUCUCAUGAGAGCCAGUGUGGUGUAGUGGUUAAGAGCGGUAGUCUCGUAAUCUGGGGAACCGGGUUCAUGUCUCCGCUCCUCCACAUGCAGCUGCUGGGUGACCUUGGGCCAGUCACACUUCUUUGAAGUCUCACAGCCCCACUCACCUCACAGAGUGUUUGUUGUGGGGGAGGAAGGGAAAGGAGAAUGUUAGCCGCUUUGAGACUCCUGAAGGGGAGUGAAAGGCGGGAUAUCAAAUCCAAACUCCUCCUCCUCCUCCUCCUCCUCCUCCUCCUCCUCCUCUUCUUCUUCUUCUUCUUCUUCUUCUUCUUCUUCUUCUUCUUCUUCUUCUUCAUGUGCACCUGUGGGCACACAGAGUGGCUCAUUCCUCAUCCCUUAAUGCAGCUUGCUUGCCAAGCCCUUCCUGUCUUUUUUCCUGAAGCAGACAGUGUGUCACUUAGCAUUCAGUUGCACUGUGGAACAGCAGAAAUGUCCUAGACUUGUAGUAUUCUUUGAGAUUCUGGCCUACUCAGUUUGGGGGGUGGGAAGUGGUAAGAGAGUGCUGCUGCUUCAGACUACAGGAAUCAUGCUCUUAUGAAGAGACUGGAGCAGUUGGAAGAAUCAAGCAUGCAAGUGGUAAGGCGGCAUAUGUGGUCACAUUUCAAAUGACUUGGUAGUCUAGAUGCAAAGUGCAGCUUGAACUAAGGAGAAGUGGAAGGAGUGGCUGUUUUGUAUGGUGAGGGAUUGUUUGUUAGCAGGAAAUUCUUUGCUUGUGCCAAGACAUUUUAAAGUCAAGCCUUUGUUAGCCCAAGACUUGUCAGCCUGCCAGAAUCAUGAGCAAUGAACAUCAACUGGUAAACCUGCAGAUGAGGGUUUACACUCAGGCCUAUGGGGUUCCUGUUGAUCUGUUCUGAUGCUCAGGUGAGGACUUUCCAUAGUACCUUCCAGGGGGCUGAGGGCUUGCCUUGAGGCCUGGCCCCAGAAGCUUCUGUCCUACUCUUGGGCAUGUCCCUUUGGUUUAGCUCUAUAAGUAUUUCCUCUCUUCCCCUUCCUUGCCACCUUCCUUCCCAUGUGCAGCUGUCAGAAAUCUUUUCUCACCCAGGAGUAUGAGCUCUUGAACUCUGCCUGCAGGGGUAGUCUUGUGCCCUCUCCCUGGUCAGCAGGUGAGCAACUUCUGACAGCCAUCUGAAUUCCUUUCUGUCCCAGGAGGAGGUCCGGAGAGAGGUUUUGAAGCAGCGGGCAGAACAAAGUGUUCAUUCAGAGGAGCCAGGCUGGGAAGAGGAAGAAGGUUAGUGAACAGAAAUUGCUUCCCAGCUGGGCAAGAUGCCUGGAGGGGUCUUCUGGCCCUUUUGUUUAUAGUUUCCUGCACUUUAUGCACAAUUUAUUUAUUGAAAAGAUGCCUACUGCAUCUUUCCACUAAUACCUUUUGGGGAAACUUCCAUGCCAAAUUAAAACCAUGCAAGGAUAAAAUACAAAAUAAAACUCAGAUCAACCUCGGAAGAGCAUCUGCCUUGAGAACAAAUACAAUGACUAAACCACUCAUGCUUUUUAUCUCCAGAAAUUGGGACAAUAGAGAAGAAUUCACUUGGUGCCUAAAAGAAUAGUAAAGGGGAAGGGCCUUCCAUCAUUUUGGUGCAAUGGUAGAAAAGGUCUUGUCUUUGGUAGCCACCUGUGUAACCCCUGAAGGUGGAGUUAAUUGAAGCAAGGCCUCAGCUGAUGAAUUCAGGACAUGAGCAGAUCUAUUUGACAGGUGACAGUUCUUCAGGUAACCAGUUCCCAGGUCAUUCAGGCCUCCACAUAGUUGAGAACCAGCAUUUUGAAAUCUUCUUGGAGACAGAUUUGGAAUUGGUGUGUUUUCUUUAGGCCGAAAGUUGCAAUAUUGGCUGCCUCCUUAGCAGCUGGGCUUGUUUUGGCUAUUUAAACAUGGUGAGGGCCACUGUUUGCUCCUUUCCUGAUGGAGUCUGCAAACAUGCUCUAGCCCCCUAAAGUUUUGCUCUACGUUGCAGUGCAAGAGUGGGUUUUUCUAGGCAAGUUGCCCAUCCUCCUCUUAACUGUUUCUGUUUGGGGAUUCCCAGGUUAGUCUGCCUUGAUGGUUAACAUAGCCUUAUUGGUGUACAGAGUAACAUAAGCCACACAUAUAUAUAUAUAAAGAUGGGGCCCUCACCUGAAAUUUCACUAAUGAAUGCAGAUGAAGUUUUUGCUUGUCUUAUUGCACAAAAAAAAAUCUUAGGAGCUGUUUUGCUUAGCAGUGUUACAAUUUUUGGACAUUUGUAAAGCUUGGGAGAAAGGGAGAAAAAAUUCCAGGCAUCCUGGCAGGGGGAAAUUAAAUGGCUUAUUGCCUGGUAGUGCCCUCAUUGCUAAGAAAUAACACGCCAGGAAGUACAAAAGAGAAGGGCAGGGGAGAGAAACCUUCUCUUUGUAGGGAAACUCUGGCAUUAUUAGUAUUCAGAAGGCUGUAAGGAAAACUUCCUGAUCAGUCUUUCCCUUACCAAGUCAGAGGGGAAAGCAAGAAUUUCCCCCUGCUUGUUUCCCACUGCUCAUUUUCCCCUGCUUAUGAAUGUCAUCAGUGACACAUUCACUCACCCAUUUUGCCUCACUCUCUCCCCUCUUCUACCGCAGAGGAAUUCCUUGGGUCAUCCUCCUCCCAGUCUAACGUCUGCUCGCAAUCUCCCCAAGAGGUGAAGCCAGCUUCCCCCACCUCUGCAGCAGUGCUCACUCCGACCCUAGAGGCAUCGGUGGAAAGCUGGGCUAUGUUGGGCACUGCCCCGGCAGAGGUGACUCCAUCUGAAAGCAGCGAAAGCAUCUCUUUGGUGACUCAGGUUGCAAACCCUGCUGCUGCUGCUGCACCUGCUGCUGCUGCUUCACCUGCUGUGCCCUUACAGACUGGAGCCCAGCUCUCUGGGGCAGGGGACAUCUCUCAGAGGCUGCAGGAAGCUACCGCAGAGGAGCAGACCUCACUCGCAAAGCCAGCGGAGCCUGCACAUCCUUCCCCAGCUGCUCCAGAGGCAAAGCCUUCCCCAAAGCAACCCAAGGAGCAAGUGGAGGCCAAGCCAGUGAGCAGGACAGAGACUCUGCGAGAGGACGGGCCAAUGGAUCUGCGACUCUUUGAACUCAACUCCGACAGCGGGAAAUCCACGCCCUCCAACAAUGGGAAAAAAGGUGGGUAGCCUGGACAGUGCUCAGUGAGCCAAACCUCUGCCCUCUGUAAAUGUCCAUUAGCAUGUGGAAAGUUACCCAUUUGCAAGCCCCUCUUGACCCUUGACAGCUCUGGAACAACACCCAUUUCCAUGUUGGUGUGGUCUGGCUACCAAGGUGUGGAUGCCGCACAGCCUUGAGUGCAUUUGUUGUUGUUUAGUGAUUUACUUCCUGCUGUGGCAUUUGUGGUACAUCAAAAGCCUUGAGCAACGCCUCUGUUGUUCUUUUCAUUUCAGGCUCUAGCACAGAUAUUAGUGAGGAUUGGGAAAAGGACUUUGACCUGGACAUGACUGAAGAAGAGGUGCAGUUGGCCCUCUCCAAGGUGGACAUCUCUGGGGAGGUGAGUCCUUGCAGGCAGCCAGGUCCAGAAGACUGUCCCUGGGGUUCUUGGGAUGGUUGCAGAACAUAUUACAAAGGCUUUUUGAAAAAAGGCUGCUGUUUGGUCACUGGCUUACUCCCAGGAAAGGGUUGUAGGGUUGCAGCCUAAGAAGGCUUUCAGAAGAGACAAUGAGGACCUUAUUUUUCUUUAUUUUGUUGCUCACACCUUUGUGAUACUGUGACACUAACAUGUACAUGACUUGUGUUGGACACAGGCGUGUCCUUGUGCUCCAGAAAAAAUGCCAUGCUUGCUCUUUUGUAGAAGGGGAGCAGCCAGGCACUGAGGAGGAGGAAGAGGAGGACUAUCUUAAUGCUUUAGUUCUCUCUCUGGCAAGACUGCUGACUGGGAUCCAAUCAUUUGUAUCUUCAAGGCCACAUCUAUUUUAGCUGAUUUUGGGGGAACCACUUGAAGCAUCUGUUGGGUUGAGCUAUUUCAAUUACAUUUGUGUGAUUUCCUCAUUGCCAACAGCUGAAAGUCUGUAAAAUUUUGAUAAUAAACCUGAUUUGGAUUGGGGGCUGAAUAAUUUUGAUUGCAACUGUAUAUAUGGAUUCUAGUCUCAGGUUUUAAUAGUGUUUCAGCAGCACAUAGACUGGAUUGCCUGGUUGGUUCUUUGCAAGGCAAAGGAUCAAUCAACGUAAAAUGCUUUAAUUUGCUGGCAGCUCUUGGUCUAAUCCCGUGCACAAUCAUUGUGUGACCUCGGUCAGUGCUUGCUCUUUGUCCCUUUGUAACAUCCUACCUUAAAACACCUUUCUUCUUGUGCUCCCUCCCUCUCCUACUGCAGAUGGAAGAUGAAGAAUGGGAAGACUGGGAAUAA
Messenger RNA from Podarcis lilfordi (Lilford's wall lizard), 17418 nucleotides. The record is from the annotation of a GenBank genome assembly. Lineage: Eukaryota; Metazoa; Chordata; Lepidosauria; Squamata; Lacertidae.